AUGAGGCCUGGAGCCCGCCUGGAGCACGCCUGGAGCCCGCCUGGAGUACGCCUGGAGCCCGCCUGGAGCACGCCUGGAGCCCGCCUGGAGCACGCCUGGAGCACGCCUGGAGCCCGCCUGGAGCUCGCCUGGAGCACUCCUGGAGCCCGCCUGGAGUACGCCUGGAGCCCGCCUGGAGCCCGCCUGGAGCCCGCCUGGGGACUACCUGGAGCACGCCUGGAGCCCGCCUGGAGUACGCCUGGAGCCCGCCUGGAGUACGCCUGGAGCCCGCCUGGAGCCCGCCUGGAGCCCGCCUGGAGCCCGCCUGGAGCCCGCCUGGAGCCCGCCUGGAGCCCGCCUGGAGCCCGCCUGGGGACUACCUGGAGCACGCCUGGAGCCCGCCUGGAGUACGCCUGGAGCCCGCCUGGAGUACGCCUGGAGCCCGCCUGGAGCCCGCCUGGAGCCCGCCUGGAGCCCGCCUGGAGCCCGCCUGGAGCCCGCCUGGAGCCCGCCUGGAGCCCGCCUGGAGCCCGCCUGGGGACCACCUGA
Molecule: messenger RNA, 528 nt
Organism: Knipowitschia caucasica
Lineage: Eukaryota; Metazoa; Chordata; Actinopteri; Gobiiformes; Gobiidae
Source: the annotation of a GenBank genome assembly